GGUGUGGUGACGAGAUUGCUUGUGAAAACUGACUCUCAGCUCGUGAGGGCUGUGUGGCCCUUUAAAUGUGUUUAAAACUGAGUUACCAUUAAUUGUGCUGUAUUGAAAUUUAGUUCUGAUCUAAUCGUCAUGCAAGGAAUUUGAGAAGAGCCGAAUUUACCCGAAUCAGCCUGAUCAGGUCCAGCACGUCAUCGUCUCGGGUGCAGGUCAAACAGGAACAAUGAGUGAGUUGGAGCAGUUGCGUCAGGAAGCGGAUCAGCUUCGCAAUCAGAUCCGGGAUGCAAGGAAAGCCUGCAGUGACUCCACACUUUCACAGAUGACAGCAAGUCUGGACUCAGUGGGGCGGAUACAGAUGCGAACGAGACGCACACUCAGAGGACACCUCGCCAAGAUAUACGCCAUGCACUGGGGCAGCGACUCCAGGUUACUUGUCAGUGCCUCCCAAGAUGGAAAGCUGAUUAUAUGGGAUGGAUAUACAACCAACAAGAUGCAUGCUAUUCCCCUGCGCUCCUCCUGGGUGAUGACCUGUGCCUACGCCCCAUCUGGGAACUAUGUGGCCUGCGGAGGACUGGACAACAUCUGCUCCACAUACAGCCUUAAAACCCGCGAGGGUAACGUCAGGGUCAACCGGGAGCUGGCCGGACACACGGGUUAUCUGUCCUGCUGUCGUUUUCUUGAUGACAAUCAGAUCAUCACCAGCUCUGGAGACACCACAUGUGCAUUGUGGGACAUCGAGACGGGCCAGCAGACCACCAGUUUCACAGGACACACAGGAGACGUGAUGAGUCUGUCGGUCAGUCCCGACUUGAAGACAUUCGUUUCGGGCGCCUGCGAUGCCUCCGCCAAACUGUGGGACAUCAGAGACGGGAUGUGCAGACAGUCCUUCACUGGACACGUCUCCGAUAUCAACGCUGUCUGCUUCUUCCCAAAUGGAAACGCCUUCACGACGGGCUCAGAUGACGCCACCUGCAGGCUGUUUGACCUGCGUGCGGAUCAGGAGCUGAUGAUGUACACUCACGAUAACAUCAUCUGCGGCAUCACCUCUGUGGCCUUCUCCAAGAGCGGACGCCUGCUGCUGGCCGGAUACGACGACUUCAACUGCAACGUCUGGGACACUUUAAAAGGAGAACGGGCGGGCGUCCUGGCUGGCCACGACAAUAGAGUGAGCUGUUUAGGAGUAACCGAUGACGGGAUGGCGGUGGCCACGGGAUCAUGGGACAGUUUCCUUCGGAUCUGGAAUUAAAGUCUCCAAAUUCCAGUUUCCUUUUGCUCCCAUUUUCUACGUCUUUCCGCAGCGGCUCCUCUGUAUUCCAGUUAUUAUUACACAUGAUUUUCAGUAUGUAGUUUAAUCCCGUGGAAAAUCGCCACGCGAACCACAUAAAGAGAUUAUUAAAGUGUCAUUGUGUAAUAUGUAAAUAUACAUGUAUAUGAAUAUAGAUAUGGUAUAUAUGUACAGCAUUACGUGUAUGUAUAUACCAUAUAGUAUAUACAUACAUAGUGUUCAUGUAUAUAUUUUUCUAGUCGAUCAUUGGCCCAUGACAUUUUUAUUAAUCCGUCACGUUUUGUAUUUUAUUUUCUGUUUCGUGUACAUAGAAAACGACGCUAAACUAGAUGGAACAUUCCGACGCCAGUCUGUAUUACAAAAUAUUUGUGAGGUUUUCAUGCGUUGGACGACAAAAGUGUGCUUUUUAUGCAGACGACCUCUGUAUUUGUUUUGUUUUUAUUAUUAUUAUUUGACAUGCCACUAAAUCAAUCAUCAUUUAUUGGUGCUUGAGGGUGUUUGGAAAGACGGCACUGAAUUUUCUCACAGCCUUGAGACUGAAUGUUUAACUCUGCGCCUUAUUUUUAAGGCGUUUCUUAAUUUUGAUCUAUAAAGAAAUUUAUAAUCUGUCUGCCCUCUGCUUAGCCUUAAAUACUUGCGAUUACGAUAGAAAUAAUCCUAGUAUAUCAAUUCUGCUUCUUGGUGCUUUAAAAGGAAAUUUAAUUAAAUAACACUCGCCUUAUUCUGUUUUUUAUUGUUGCUUUUAUGAUUAAAAAUGACCACAAACCGUCCUCUUAAA
Messenger RNA from Danio aesculapii, 2060 nucleotides. It is a transcript of the gene gnb4b, whose product is annotated as guanine nucleotide binding protein (G protein), beta polypeptide 4b. The record is from RefSeq and is a predicted model, not a curated record. Gene Ontology annotation, biological process: G protein-coupled receptor signaling pathway. The transcript has 10 exons. The coding region runs from base 221 to 1243 and encodes 340 amino acids. Gene Ontology annotation, cellular component: cytoplasm; heterotrimeric G-protein complex. Gene Ontology annotation, molecular function: protein binding; signaling receptor complex adaptor activity. NCBI's taxonomy places the organism in Eukaryota, Metazoa, Chordata, Actinopteri, Cypriniformes, Danionidae.